UCACGUCUCGCUUUCUGUUUCUCUCUCUUUUUUUCUCACUAGCUAUCUGUCUCCAUUAUAGACAUUCCAGAGUCUGUUCAAUUUCAUUUUUGUUAAGAUCGCCUUCGCCAUUCUACCCAUCACGUGUCAAUAUAGCUGUGGUUGACCUUAUAAUGUCACUUCCCGAGUUCGGAGUCCCAGCCGUCAUGCCGAGCUUUCGCAGGGUUGCACCUGAACUGGUGACGCUGGAUUUCGAAGACGUGAUUUAUGUUGCAGCUGAGAAGGAUGUGAAAGAGGGCAAAGCGAAGCUUGUUUGGACAGUGCAUCAAUCCAGAGGCAACGUCAAGAUCUGUAUCAUUCAUGUUCUAGUUCCUUCGAAGACGAUCCCCAUGGGCGGCCUGGGUGCCGAGAUCCCCGUGAACUCGGCGAACGAGAUCUUGUUGAGGGAACACAGAGAAAACGAGAGGAUAAACAUGCAUAAGAUCUUGGAUACCUACCUGCAUGUUUGUGAAGAAAUGGGGGUACCAGCAGAGAAAAAGUACAUAGAAUCGGACAGCAUUCAUGAGGGAAUUGUGGAGCUCAUACGUUUACAUAGGAUCGGAAAGCUUGUAAUGGGUGCAGUAGCAGACGGAUGCUGUUUCAAGAAGAUGACAGAAAUCAAGUCCAGGAAAGCCAUCUUCGUUCGCGAUAAAGCACAUGUCUCUUGUCAAAUUCGGUUUAUCUACAACGGGCACCUCAUUCACACAAGGGAAGCUCAAACAGUUGAAGCCAUUGUAGAAGUUCCUACUGAUGCACCAUCGCCAACGACUCCAGCCCUUGGAGCUGGAGAGUCAGUUUUCUUGAAAUCACGAUCCGCCACACUGCGAAGUGAUACGGCAAAGUUGAGCAAUCCAUUUCAAGACCUUAUGAGAAGAGCGUUCUCCUUAAAUGCCGAUCAACGUGCUUUGAGGCCAAUAGCUUCUCCUUCCCCAGCUAGCAUUCCUUCCGAUCAGUCUAAUGCGGAGGGCAUGCUGGAGAGGCAAGACACUCCCCAAGAACUCGCAACAAGCCUUUCCCAUCAUCUGCAGUUGAUUUGGUCGGUCUAUCAUACCGGCCAUUCAUCAUUUUCCAACACUCUGGAUUUGGAUGAAAAUGGCAUGCAAGAAGUGCUUGAGGAGGGAGUGACGGCUCGUGCUGAAGAAGUAGGUAUCAUUGAGGGCGGGCAAAAUGACCCCAGGAAGUUGGAGGAAGAACUAGAGAAGUUGCAGGAUCACCUAAACAGAGUGAUGGAAGAACUUCACAGUGCCCUGGAAGGAAAAUUGCAGCUCGAGAGCCAAUUUGCCGAGGCUAACGAGAGCAGAAAGGAAUUGGAGCUGAAAAUCAUAGCAGCCAAUGAAAAGUUGCAGAUUUUUAGACAAGAGCGAGAGCUGUUGCAGAUCGAACUCAACAACGCACUCCAAAAGGCUGAGGAGAUGAGCAGAAGAAAAGGAGAUUCCUGGGGCACAAAGUACUUCUCUGAGUUCUCCAUGACCGAAAUCAAGGAAGCUGUGCAGAACUUUGACCCGGCCUUGAAGAUUGGUGAAGGCGGUUGCGGGAGCGUGUAUAGAGGUUUCCUUCGACAUACGUCGGUGGCCAUAAAAAUCAUUAAAUUUAAAAGCAUGCAUGGUUCACAAGAAUUUCAACAGGAGGUGGAUGUGUUGAGCAAGGUGAGGCAUCCCAACCUCAUCACGCUCAUCGGUGCUUGUCCAGAGCCCCGCACUCUUGUUUAUGAAUAUAUUCCGAAUGGUAGCCUUGAAGACUGGCUCCACAGCAGCAACAGGGCAAAGCAGUUGCCGUGGCAAGCUCGGGUACGUAUCGCCACAGAGCUCUGCUCCGUCCUGGCCUUCCUCCACUCUUGGAAGCCUAGCAUCGUCCAUGGGGAUGUCAAACCGGGGAACAUCCUACUGGACGCACACCUCAUGAGCAAGCUCAGCGAUUUCAGCAUCUGCCGACUGCUGUCCGGCGGUGAACGGUCAAGCAACAACACCACCGUUGUGCACCUGACCAAUCCAAAAGGAACGCGUGGGUACAUGGACCCCGAGUUCCUCAUCGAGGGAAAGCUCACGAUAAAGUCCGACGUAUAUUCUUUCGGGAUUAUACUGCUUGAGUUAUUGACGGGGAGGCCCGCCUUAGGAAUAGCAAACGCAGUGCGAAAGGCAAUUAGCGCAGGGACUUUGAAGACCAUCUUGGAUCCAUCGGCUGGAGAGUGGCCCUAUAUGCUGGCCAAGGAGUUGGUUCAUUUGGCUUUGAGGUGCUGCGAGAUGAGCACAAGGAAUAGGCCGGAUCUCCGCUCAGAUGUGUGGACGGUGCUCCAAUCCAUCGGUGCUUCCUGUCAAUAAGCCUAGACUUCUGUAUACUCAAGAAUUUACCGAUAUACUUGUUCGAAUGUGUGCUUUGAACUUCAAAUAAAUCGACUUUUCGGGUAA
This is a messenger RNA of Eucalyptus grandis, 2423 nucleotides long. Its product is annotated as U-box domain-containing protein 33. Gene Ontology annotation, molecular function: protein kinase activity; ATP binding. Bases 153 to 2336 code for a protein of 727 amino acids. Gene Ontology annotation, biological process: protein phosphorylation. Lineage: Eukaryota; Viridiplantae; Streptophyta; Magnoliopsida; Myrtales; Myrtaceae. The transcript has 8 exons. The record is from RefSeq and is a predicted model, not a curated record.